This is a messenger RNA of Purpureocillium lilacinum, 1185 nucleotides long. Its product is annotated as saccharopine dehydrogenase. Gene Ontology annotation, biological process: L-lysine biosynthetic process. Gene Ontology annotation, molecular function: saccharopine dehydrogenase (NAD+, L-lysine-forming) activity. The record is from RefSeq and is a predicted model, not a curated record. NCBI's taxonomy places the organism in Eukaryota, Fungi, Ascomycota, Sordariomycetes, Hypocreales, Ophiocordycipitaceae.
AUGUCUGGAUACCCCGCCAUCCUGCUCCGGGCGGAGCAGAAGCCCCUCGAGCACCGCUCCUUCUCGCCCGCCGUGAUCCGCUCCCUCGUCGAGGCCGGCUACCCCGUCUCGGUGGAGCGCUCGUCGACGGACCCGGACUACAAGCGCAUCUUUGACGACGCCGAGUACGCGGCCGCCGGCGCCAAGCUCGUCCCCGCGGGCGGCUGGCCGAGAGCCGCCCCCGGCACGCUCGUCCUCGGCCUCAAGGAGAUCCCCGAGGAGGACUUUGCCCUCACCAACGACCACAUCUCGUUUGCGCACUGCUACAAGAACCAGGGCGGCUGGGAAAAGGUCCUCGGCCGCUUCCCCCGCGGCGGGUCCGUCCUCUACGACCUCGAGUUCCUCGUCGACGAGCAGGGUCGCAGAGUCUCGGCCUUUGGCUAUCACGCUGGCUUCACGGGCGCGGCCCUCGGCGUCAAGGCCCUCUCGUGGCAGCUCGCGCACAAGGGCCCCGGCGCGGAGAAGCUCCCCUCGGUGGCGAGCUUCACCGACGGCCGCGGCUACUACCGCAACGAGGACGAGCUCGUCGAGCAGAUCCGCGGCGACGUGGCCGCCGCCGAAAAGGCCCUCGGCCGCAAGCCCACCGCUUUCGUGCUCGGCGCGCUGGGCCGCUGCGGCAAGGGCGCCUGCGACCUGUUCCUCAAGGCGGGCAUCCCUGAGGAGAACAUUACCCGCUGGGAUCUCGCCGAAACGAAGGACCGCGACGGGCCUUACGAGGAGAUUGCGCAGCACGACAUCUUCCUCAACGCCAUCUACCUCUCCAAGCCCAUCCUCCCCUUCGUCAACAACGACCUCCUCUCCAAGGCCGGCCGCAAGCUCGCCGUCGUCGUCGACGUCUCGUGCGACACCACCAACCCGCACAACCCCAUCCCCAUCUACAGCAUCAACACCACCUUUGACGACCCCACCGUGCCCGUCGAGGUCACCGCCGACCAGAACACCGGCGCGGCCCCGCUCACCGUCAUCAGCAUCGACCACCUCCCCUCGAUGCUGCCCCGCGAGGCCAGCGAGGCCUUUAGCGACGGCCUCAAGGAGUCCCUCCUGCAGCUCAAGGACCGCAAGACGGCCCGCGUCUGGGCCGACGCCGAGACGCUGUUCAACGAAAAGGUGGCGCUGCUGCCCGAGGCGCUGCGCAAGAAGGAGUAA